Messenger RNA from Capsicum annuum, 3855 nucleotides. RefSeq lists its product as uncharacterized. Gene Ontology annotation, molecular function: chromatin binding. Lineage: Eukaryota; Viridiplantae; Streptophyta; Magnoliopsida; Solanales; Solanaceae. The transcript has 11 exons. Bases 744 to 2402 code for a protein of 552 amino acids. Gene Ontology annotation, biological process: DNA-templated transcription. The record is from RefSeq and is a predicted model, not a curated record.
UAUUACUACAUUUUUGAAAAGACAAUGCUGAUUUAGUAUUUGACCAUCAAUUUUGAAAAUUAUUUUCAAAUAUUUGUUCGACCAUAUUUUUGAAAACCAAAUCAUAUAUUUCGACUUCAAAAUUGAUGAUCAAAUAGUAGCUUAUAGUUGGAAUAAUUAUGUAACAUUUUUUUUUUCUUUAAAAUUGUCUCGAGUAUAUAUAUAUAUAUAUAGGACAGUCACAGUUUUAUGAAACCGUCGGAACACGGUGGUUGCUAUCAGCGACGAUGACGACGAAGUGCCGACAUCGCGUGUUACACGCGCUUCCAGUAACGGUGGAGGAGAAGAGAGAGCGAAUCAACGGAAACGGAAGAAAGUGAAACUCGAACAAGAAGAGGAAAAGCCGAAAGUGAAGGAGGAGGAGGAGAGCGAGUAAGAGGAGGAAGAGGAGAAAGGGAUAGGGAAGAGAGUGAAAAAGCCGAAGAAAGUUGAUGAAGAGGAGGAGGAGGAAGCGGAGGUGGAGGUGGACCGGGUUGAAGAAGUGGAGGCGGUAAGAGGAGGAGGAAGGGCAGAAGGAGAAGUAGUUGGAUGAUGCGAAGCCGAUUGAUGAGGCUACUCGGGUUACUGGAAAAGGAAGGUGGAAGGAGAAAGCAUUAUGAGUCGUUUGAGCAUGAUGGAAAUGGCUAUGAACUACAAACAAAAAUAUGGGAAAUUGGCGGCACGUGGUGGUAGCCGUAAGCGACGACGAGGAUGAUUAGGAUGAAAUGCCGAUAUCACAUGUAACACGCGCCUCCAACAACGGCGGCGGAGAAGAGAAAACGAUUCAACGGGAAUGUAGGAAAAUGAAACUCGACAAAGAAAAAGAGGAAAGGCCGCCGAAAACGAAGCUGAUGGAGGUUAUUAGGGUUACUGGAAGAGGGAAGAAAAGUUUUUAUGAAUCGUUUGAGUAUGACGGAAAGCACUAUGAACUUGAAGAUCCUGUGCUCUUGGUUCCAGAAGCAAAAAAUCAAAAGCCUUAUGUGGCAGUUAUCAAGAAUAUUACUCAGACCAAGGAUGGCAACAUGAUGGUCACAGGACAGUGGUUUUACCGACCUGAGGAAGCAAUAAAAAGAGGUGGUGGAAAUUGGCAAUCACGAGACGCGAGGGAAUUGUUCUAUAGUUUUCACCGGGAUGAGAUCCCGGCGAAGUCGGUCAUGCACAAGUGUGUGGUGCACUUUGUACCGUUAAACAAGCAGAUUCCAAGAAGGGAAGAGCAUCCUGGUUAUUUUGUUCAGAAGGUAUAUGACACUGAACAGAGGAGGCUUUUCAAGUUAACAGAUGAGGACUAUGAAGAUACCAAACAGCAUGAGACUGAUCUGCUUGUUCAGAAGACUAUAGCACGAGUUGGGCAUCUUCCUGACCUUGAAACUGAGGAUAAUUCUGCAGCUCCUGUUAGUCAGGAAGACCAAUUAAAGAGUAAACGACUUUUGAGGAAGAAGUGCAUGAUGUCUUUGGAUGUCACCAGAGACGAUGAAGCACCGUCUAGAUAUGGUCAGCCUAUAGCAGAAACUCCAGGCAGUUUUGCCAGUAAUGCAUCAGAAUACUUCAUCAUCCUUUCAAACUUCAAAGUCCUAACAGGUGAAACACAACGUGACAAAUGGCUGGAAAAAUUGCUGCAAUCAAUUCAGUAUUUCUGCAACCCUGUGAAUAAUGUACAAAAUGAUGGUAAAGAAAAAGGGGGCUCAGAUGCUGCUGAUCUUACUGGUAACACAGAUUCUGCAAAACACGUGAAUGAGUCUCUAGACAACAGUGCUGACGGUGAUGUGUUCCGAUGGCCAGACAGUGUUGUCCCUGCUGUAGUUUCUCUAGAGAAAGCCGCACAUGAGGCCCUCUCAUCUGAUUUUCAGAAGUACAAUCAGAAGAUGAGGCAGUUAACAUUCAAUCUUAAGAACACCUCACUCUUAGCACGCCGUCUUCUGAAAGGGGCGUUGGAUCCCUCUCAGAUACUGAACAUGUCCCCGAAUGAGCUAAAGGAAGCUUUAACAGCAGAAGAGUUAGCAUGCAGGGAGCCCGAGGAGCCAGAGCCCAUACAGAUGACUGAUGCUCGUUGUAAAAGAUGCGCAGAAAAAAAAGUGUGGCUCAUGGAGAUUAUUCAGGCUGGACAUGGAGAUCAUUACUCGGUUUGUCCUUGCAGCUUUUCUUUGGGGUUUGAGAUUGACUUGCUACAUAUAUACAUCAUGAUGUUUCUUUUUGGCUGGAGCGUAUUGCUUGCGGCAAUACUUGGUAUGCUUCUGGGAACAGAACCGUUGGCCAAUGCUAAGUUUGAAGAUGUCGAGAAGAACUUAGCAAGUCCACGAAGAGCUGAUAAAGGAGCUAGCGACAUUCUAAAGAAAACAACUGAAGCUUACAUGCCGGUUCUAGAUAGCCAGAAAUCAUUUAAUUAGACCAAGCCUGAAAACAGCGCUACUACUAGCAAUGCUGACUGAAGCGUCUGCUAGUUUCUCAGUCCAUUUUAGACACAACCAUCUCCGAUAAGUUAUAGAUAGUGCACAGAGAUACAGUUCUUUCUACUGUUUACUGGUUCUUGCUGGUAUAGAUAUACGUGGUAGUUGAAAAAAUCAUAGUCUGGCUAGAAACUCAAUAGUGAAGGGUGCGACCACCUGGUAUGAUGUCCGCCUUCUUAAUAUUAUAUACAAUCUGCAAAGUCUUAAAAGGUAGGCUGAAGUUGAUGGGUGUAAUGUUAUGUAUUUUUGGAUUAUUAUUUUGUUUCUCCUACUUAGAUGUGAGGUGAUUUAUGUUUUGAAGGGGAGCGUUGGAGUAACUGGUAAAGUUGUUGCUAUGUGAUCUGGAGGUCGCGGUUCAAGCCUUGGAAAGAGCCUCUGGCAGAAAUGCAAGGGUGGGACGUGCCUUUGUACGGUGAAGACAGUACCUCAGAACAGUUCAGAAUUUGCCUGGAAAAAGCAGAGUAUAUAAUCCAUCGUCAAGAAGUAGAUUACUCCUGAGCAUGUAUGAAUCUAUCCUUCAGGCUACUACUGUACAACACGGAUUGAAAAAACAAAAGAAAAGCACGAAAGACCGCAAGACACCUGGUAUUAACCCGAAGAACUAUGUUGUAUAUGAGUGUCAUUUCUGCUCACAUCGGAAUGUAAAGAGAGGAGCCCCAAGAGGCUAUAUGAACGACCUAUAUCUUGCCAAGCCAAAAACUCCAAGAGUUGACCCUACUACAUCAGCAACCCGAAAGUCUGAACAGUUGGAUACAUGUAUCGAUAAGGCAAGAGUUGAUCCUACUGAAUCAGCAUUGCGAAAGCAUUGCGAAAGUUUGGAACAUUUGGAUACGGUAGUGACUAGUAUCAAUAACGCAAGAGUUGACACUACUCAAUCAGCAAUCCAGAAGUUCGAUCAACAGUUUGAUGGUUCAGGGAGUAAUACCAAUAAAGACAAUAAGACAAAUGUAAUAGUUUCAUCUGAAAUAGUUUUAGAUGAUCCUUGGGCUAGUCCUACUACUACAAUAUAGAUAGUUGCAGUCACUUCUUUGUUGGACUCGAAAAAGAGGAAAAGAAAUAGAAUGGGAUCCAAGAAGAAAGUUGAACCUCAGGAUGGUUUAUCCAUAACAGAUGCUGAGAAGACGUCGUGGAGUGAGCUAAAGAAGAAAUCUUGGACUAGUUUGAAGGAAAUUGCUGGAAGUCAAAGAGUAGCAAUAGCAGGAAGUUCUCCAACAUAUCUGUUCCUUUUGUUCUUUAAUUGUGAGAAUUGUAUCGUUGCUUGCUGAGCACCCUUUAGUAUUGAUACAAUCAUAAUCUGCAAGUUGUAAGAGUACUUAUGUAUGCAAGGGUGACAAUGAGCUGCCUUCCCAUUUCUAGAUGGGCCAAAAAGAAAUAACAAAAAACAUUUUUUUAA